Messenger RNA from Athene cunicularia (burrowing owl), 4185 nucleotides. RefSeq names its product prolyl 3-hydroxylase 2 (gene P3H2). Gene Ontology annotation, biological process: collagen metabolic process. The record is from RefSeq and is a predicted model, not a curated record. Gene Ontology annotation, molecular function: protein binding; procollagen-proline 3-dioxygenase activity; L-ascorbic acid binding. NCBI's taxonomy places the organism in Eukaryota, Metazoa, Chordata, Aves, Strigiformes, Strigidae. Bases 142 to 1737 code for a protein of 531 amino acids. The transcript has 15 exons. Gene Ontology annotation, cellular component: endoplasmic reticulum.
CUGGGAGCCGCCUCCCGCCACCGCGCCGCCGAGGAGGUGCGCGCCGACUUCCAGCGCAGGGUGCCCUACAGCUACCUGCAGCGCGCCUACAUCCAGCUGAACAAGUUGGAGGAGGCAGCAAAUGCAGCUCACACCUUCUUCAUGGCAAACCCCGAGCACAUGGAGAUACAGCAGGACAUUGAGAACUACAAAACCACGGCAGGGAAGGUCAGCUUGAUUGACUGGGAGGCCAAGCAGCACAUGGAGGACUACAGUGCCGGAGUAAGGCACUACGACAAGGAGGAGUAUGAGCUGGCCAUUGACUUCUUGGAGCGUGCAUUGGAAGGAUACUACUCUGAGGAUGAAGAUUGCCAGAUCAUGUGCGAGGGACCACAGAGAUUUGAGGAGCAUGAGUACCUGGAAUAUAAGGCUGGCCUCUACGAAGCUAUUGCAGAUCACUACAUGCAAGUCCUGGCCUGCAAACAUGACUGUGUCCGGGAACUCGCCACACGUUCGGGCCGAAUCUCGCCCAUCGAAAAUUUCCUCCCCCUCCAUUACGACUACUUGCAGUUUGCCUAUUACAGAGUUGGUGACUACAUAAAAGCCCUGGAGUGUGCCAAGUCCUACCUCCUCUUCCACCCGGAUGAUGAAGAUGUCUUGGAGAACGCAGGUUAUUAUGAGGGCCUCUUGGAAGGUACUGUGGAUCCAGGCUCCAUCAAACCCAGAAAGGAAGCAAAAAUGCUGCUGCGGCGCCAUAAGCUGGAGUCUCACCUCUUGCAGGUGGCUGCGGCCGGCCUUGGAUACACCUACACGGAGCCGAACUACUGGAACAGGUACGGCGCCCGCCAGGAUGAGCACAGUGUCCCAUCAAGUAUUAGCAGUGAACCAGAGGAUGGGCCCCGGCUGUCCCUGGCAAAGAAACCCAUGCCAAAACCAGAUCGAGAGUUGAAGGAGGGGGGUCCGCUUCUCUACAGCGACGUGAAGUUCGUCUACAACUCACAGCAACUGAACGGCACCCAGCGAGUGCUACUGGAUAACGUCAUCUCGGAGGAACAGUGUCGAGAGCUUCACAGGGUGGCCAGUGGGAUCAUGUUGGCUGGAGACGGUUACAGGGGUAAAACCUCCCCCCACACCCCAAAUGAGAGAUUUGAAGGAGCCACCGUUCUCAAGGCCCUCAAGUACGGAUAUGAGGGCCGUGUCCCGCUGAAGAGUGCCCGGCUCUUCUACGACAUCAGUGAGAAGGCUCGCAGGAUCGUCGAGUCCUACUUCAUGCUGAACUCCACACUCUACUUCUCCUAUACCCACCUGGUGUGCCGCACUGCCCUCUCUGGCCAGCAGGAGAGGAGGAAUGACCUGAGCCACCCCAUCCAUGCUGACAACUGCCUCUUGGACCCUGAGGCCAAUGAGUGCUGGAAGGAGCCUCCUGCCUACACCUUUCGGGAUUACAGUGCCCUCCUGUACAUGAACGCAGACUUUGAAGGAGGCGAGUUCAUUUUCACUGAGAUGGAUGCCAAAACUGUGACGGCCUCCAUCAAGCCCAAGUGUGGACGAAUGAUCAGCUUCUCAUCGGGCGGCGAGAACCCCCACGGGGUGAAGGCAGUUACCAAAGGUCAGCGGUGCGCUGUGGCUCUCUGGUUCACCUUGGACCCGCUUUACAGAGAGCUGGAGCGAAUCCAGGCAGAUGAAGUGAUCGCAAUGUUGGACCAGGAGCAUCUAGGACCCAGCGAAAUGAACAUCAACCCAAAGGAUGAGCUAUGAACUAGGCCAAAGACUUUUUCUAUUAAAUAUUUAUUUAAUAUUGUUAAUCUUAUUAGAACCCUUCUAUUUUUGUACAGAGUGCUGUAUAAAUUAACAAGUUAAUAAGAUUGUGGAGUUUCAGGAGUGCCUCUCCUGUGUUUAGUACAGCUCUUGCUGGGACCCCUCAACUCUGUGCCAGCAUCUCUUGCUGUGACUUUGCUUCUGGAAUUCCCUGAUGCUGGUAGAACCCAAGGUUAGAAGUCAUCAUUUCCAGGUCCAUGUUGGAAAGUAGCUGAAAGGCUCAGGGAUGUUACCGUGCCAUGGUAUUGGGUGAUCAUGGUGCAACUUUGUGCUCCGGGUGUCCUGACUGCAUCCUCCUGUCCUGAUAGUGCAGGAGCAGCAGUGUUCAUGGUGUGGUAGCAUCUAUUUCCUCAGAGUAUUUCUGACCCAGGCUGAGGGUGUUGCAGUGAAAGCACAUGCUGCUUAUCACAAGGAAUUUACUAUGCCAGUAACUGCUGCUAAGCUAGUAAACCAUCCCUCUCCCACCAUUAAAUUAACUCCUGUGUGUGGGAUCAGAGCAGCCCCUACCAUAGUCAGAACGAACACUGAAAUCACAGAACUGCCCACAUCCCAGACAUACGGACAGAUUGUAUUUUGACCAACAGCUGCUUCUGCUGCUAGAAAGCAGUUUCUAAAAGGCAGGUUGCAGCAGUCUUUGCUGUUGAAUUUACUGCAAGGCUGCUGUCUCUCGAGAAAGCACUGCAGGGAUCUUGGCUGGAGUUAGCAUCCCUGAGCAGGUUUGCUCAGCUCCCUGCUGCAUUGGCACUUUCUCAGGCCUUUUCUGAUCCCCUCUGCCAGCUUUGGCAUUCCCAGGAUUUAACAUCUGUAAUAGGGAAUUGUCAUUUCUCUUUAUUCAUACAGCUUGUGCCUAUCCAAAUCUUUCAGGCUCAGCAGCAUCCUCUUCUCAUCCGGUCACUAGCUCCAGAGCCGUAGACAAGGAUGGUCCUUCUGCAGAGACCUCAAAAGCUGGUCCUGGGCAAGAUAAAGGGGAACUCGGUGCAUCUGGAAAAAACAAAUGCCCAGACUGUGAAGAUGCCACCAUUAAUGUCUAGAAAAUGAUGGGUCAUUUGCUGCACCUCCUCCAAUGUGGAAUUUGCAGGGGCAAAAGUACUGAAUGUUUCUGAGCCACCAGUGUAGCUUGUUUCUUGGAAAUUAGAUCUCCCUUCCUCAUAGACUGUUGAAAAGAUUCAUUGCAUUGGCUCCCAAAAGAACUGCCCAGAGGUCUCUGCUUUCAGAGACCCUUCCCUGCUUAAGUGCUUCCCCUGUAAAUGCUUAGCCCACCUUUUCUAAAAUAGCUGGAAGAAAAGCUGGAGGGAAGAAGGGGAGGGCAGCUGGAGAGCUGAAACUGUGCUUGUGUUGUCUCCCAUCUGCACUACGCUAUUACAUCCAAGGCUUGACUCCUACAUGCUGCACUUUCAGCAUGAGUUUGAGCUGUCAUCCCCCAACACCCACAUCUGCCUGAGUGCAUCCUGCAGAGCUGUCCCCUCCAAGCAGCUCGGUGCAGCCCCUGCGCUGCCAGGGGAUCCCACCAGCUGGCCCUCCUGCUGGGACGUGGUGGGGCAUCACAGGUCAUGGUUUGUUUGCUUCUGUGGUGGUUAGCCAGAGCUGUGUCUAAAUCCAGGCGAAAUAAACUAAACACAACAUCUGGGCCUGUCUUUGUCUUUCUUUAGACAAAUAUUAGAAGGGGAGUCUGGGGGUUAUGUGGUUUGUCUCACGAUGGUGCCUCUUCCUUUGGGGUUUCCUGCUCCAGUCCCUAUAGCACACACGUGCAUCCCCAUCCUGGAGGAAAGACCGAGGCACCGAUGUGGCCAAGAUUAAGGAAAGCUCUGUGUGUUCAUUUGCCUGCCUCUCCAUCUCCUUUGCUGUGCAUCCAGCCACCUAAUAACUUGUGCACCAUUGGCACACUUCAGGCAAUUUGGAGAGCAGGAGGAGGGUGUCACAGCCCCUGUGCACUGCUGGGGUGUGCUGCAGGCUUGGAGUGAAGCUUUGGUGGAGAACAGAGGAGCAGCCUCAGAAGGAUGUAACUUUUUGGGACUCAAUUGCAAACACGAACCCUAAAUCCUGGGCCAUGCUGUGCACCCCGCUGCUCUGCUGCUGAGACCUGCCUUCGGCCCGUGCCAGGGUGAAGCCAGGAAACAGGAAUGCGGUGAGUCAAAGGCACUUUCCUGUUUGUUUUUCCAGCUCUCUGCUCUGGCAAAGUCUAGCUGAGAAGUGGAUUUGUAUUUCUGCUGCAACAGCAGAGGUGGUUGCCAAAUUUAUUGGCACACUGUAGCCUCAUAGGAGCAAGUUACAGAGCUCUUUGGGAUGUGCACCAAAAUACAGUGUAGGCUUUUGGGUCUCUGCGGGAGAGCUGAGCACGCACACGAUCAAUGUGAUCAGGCAAAGCCCGUUUAUUACAACUAAGAAAGC